UUUGAAAUAGGCUUUGACGUCAAAAUAUAGAUUCUUUUUCUUGAAUCCUCCGGUUCAAUGUGAGUUGGAAUUGUUUACCAUUAAAUUAAAUCCGUCUUAAUACUUUUGAAAUAGAACUUUUUAUGAAAACGAAUAUCAUAAAUGGCUCCACCACAGCCUAAAGCGGCGGCUAAGGCUCCCGCAGCCGCCGAGGGAGGUGUCAAGAAGCGAAAGGUUGGCACACCAAGGAACUAUGAUUUGGGUAAUGGUAUUGUCCGUUUCUCCAAGACUAGGAUGUUCCAUAGAACUGCAAAAUACAAGUUUGUUGGCAAGAAGAAUCCAAAAGCAGUCAAGCCAAAAAAACCUACAGUUGUAGUAAAGUCCAUUGGUGGUGAGAAGAAUGGUGGAACUCGUAAUGUACUUCUCCGUCGCAGAAGAUCCUUCUACCCCACCCAGGAUAAAAUCAAGAAGCAUCACCAUCACAAAACCUUCAGCAAGCACGUUAGAAGGACAAGGCCAAGUCUAACAGUGGGUACCGUCUGCAUUCUGCUAGCUGGACGUCAUUCGGGCAAGCGUGUAGUGCUUGUUGGUAUACUACCAAGUGGACUUCUGCUUGUCACGGGACCUUUUGCAUUCAACUCAUGCCCACUCCGCCGCAUUCCUCAACGGUAUGUGAUUGCAACAAGCACAAGAAUUGACCUUGGUGACUUCAAACUGCCAGCAAAUCUUGAUGAUGCCUACUUUAAGAAGAACAAGAAGAGUGUUAAGAGAACCGUUAAGAGGAAAGAGGGAGACGAUAUCUUUGCUAGCAAAAAAGAGAAAUAUGUACCAUCUGAGCAACGCAAAACUGACCAGAAGUUAGUUGAUGAUGAGGUGAUCAAAGCUAUUGGUAAACGGGAGGAUAAGAAGGUCCUGAGAGGUUACCUCAAGGCUGCCUUUGGUCUCCGUUCCAGCCAAUUCCCGCAUAGGAUGCAGUUCUAAUUAUUAGGAUUAAUAAAUAUCUAUUCCUAA
Leptidea sinapis is the source of this 990-nucleotide messenger RNA. RefSeq names its product 60S ribosomal protein L6 (gene RpL6). Gene Ontology annotation, cellular component: cytosolic large ribosomal subunit; ribosome. Bases 142 to 960 code for a protein of 272 amino acids. The transcript is spliced from 6 exons. Gene Ontology annotation, molecular function: RNA binding; structural constituent of ribosome. NCBI's taxonomy places the organism in Eukaryota, Metazoa, Arthropoda, Insecta, Lepidoptera, Pieridae. Gene Ontology annotation, biological process: cytoplasmic translation; ribosomal large subunit assembly. The record is from RefSeq and is a predicted model, not a curated record.